AUGCCGAGUCAAGAUGUUCCUGAUUUCGACAAGAUACCAGAUCUAGAGCCAACCAUUGUCGAUGGAUGGGCUACGUGCACUGAGUGUGGUGGAAGAGUUCACGUUGGAACUGGUGGCCUCGCAAAUUGGAGGCAGCAUAUAAAAGGAGAAAAGUGUAGGAGACAGAAGAUGCAAGAAAAGUCUAUAGUUGGAGAGCAGACAGAUGGCGCAAUUGAUGCUAUGUUGUUCGAUGCUCUAUUGUCCUUUGUCAUACAAAAGGUCACAGCUGUACACGACGACUCAUCCACAUGUCCGGAACUUCAUUCCAACGUGCAAGUGGUAUCUCCCUUCCAAACCAUCAUUGACGCUCCAUCACAACCCCCGAUCAAUGUCGACAGGCCUUCAUCGCGAUCUCCGAGGCCAGAAAUUCAUUCCUUGCCUUCACGUAGUACUUCUAUCAAUGUCGACUCUUUGCCAACAUGCAGUAUGACAACUGAUAAACCUAAAGAUGACAUUAGUUCCAUUACAAGUCUUUUCCGUUCGCAUACUUACCAAAACCGCAAGGUCAACGGUCCUUGUCAAGGAUUUCGACCAAAACUACCUUCCGGAAAGGCACCCGAGGACAUCUAUCCCUUUUUCCUUCACCGGACCACUUCACUUCCUUGGGAUUACGCUGUCAAAAGGGGCGUACUCGUUCUACAUCAUCAUCAGUGUGAAGUAACCUGGAUAGAAACCUGCGACUCCGACGAAUCCGAUCCGGCUAUCAGGCGUUCAUGUCGAUAUUGCUCUAAUCUCCCUGAAGACAACACUCUUGCGGGAAUUCUUCGUCGUUUCGAGACUGGUGUCCCACUCUGUACAGAGUAUAAGUACCAUGGGUUCGAAGGCAUUCUGGAAAUCGCGCGGCGCUGGCACGAGAAAGCCCAAACAAAAUGGCUAGGAGAGCUGAACAUGGCCCGAAACAUCAUACCCCCGGUGGCGGCUGCAACAGAUGACCCAAUCUCGUCUACUACUUCAAAUCUUGAACAACCAUCACCACCAGCACUGAAGGAGCCUCCCAGACCUCUCGAACAAGAGCCAGAUAGCCAGAUAGCGCGUCGGAAAAGAAAGGUUACUGAAAUUUGUGAGGGCUUGUGCGAGGGCUUAUGUGGUAGCGUGGUCACGGAGGACAAGCAGAAUGGAGGUGGAGAGCCAAGUAUCAAACGUAAGCGUAACGGCGAUACUGUAUAG
Marasmius oreades (fairy-ring Marasmius) is the source of this 1206-nucleotide messenger RNA. RefSeq lists its product as uncharacterized. The record is from RefSeq and is a predicted model, not a curated record. NCBI's taxonomy places the organism in Eukaryota, Fungi, Basidiomycota, Agaricomycetes, Agaricales, Marasmiaceae. The transcript has 2 exons. Bases 1 to 1206 code for a protein of 401 amino acids.